GGCCAUGUUCGUGGCGCGCAGCAUCGCGGCGGAGCACAAGGACCUCAUCCACGAUGUGUCCUUCGACUUCCACGGCCGGAGGAUGGCCACCUGCUCCAGCGACCAGAGCGUCAAGGUCUGGGACAAAAGCGAAAGUGGAGACUGGCACUGUACUGCUAGCUGGAAAACACACAGCGGAUCUGUCUGGCGUGUAACCUGGGCCCAUCCUGAAUUUGGCCAGGUUCUGGCUUCCUGUUCUUUUGACAGAACCGCAGCAGUAUGGGAAGAAAUAGUGGGAGAGUCAAACGAUAAACUCCGAGGACAGAGUCACUGGGUUAAAAGGACCACGUUAGUGGAUAGCCGGACGUCAGUCACCGAUGUGAAAUUUGCCCCCAAGCAUAUGGGUCUCAUGUUAGCCACCUGUUCAGCAGAUGGUGUAGUGAGAAUAUACGAGGCUCCUGAUGUUAUGAAUCUCAGUCAGUGGUCCUUGCAGCAUGAAAUUUCCUGUAAACUAAGCUGCAGCUGUAUUUCUUGGAACCCUUCUAGUUCUCGUGCUCAUUCUCCCAUGAUAGCUGUAGGAAGCGAUGAUAAUAGUCCAAACGUCACAGCUAAGGUUCAGAUCUACGAGUAUAACGAGAACACCAGAAAAUACGCAAAGGCAGAAACGCUUAUGACAGUCACUGAUCCUGUACAUGACAUUGCAUUUGCUCCAAACCUGGGAAGAUCUUUUCAUAUUUUAGCGGUAGCAACCAAAGAUGUAAGAAUUUUCACUCUAAAACCAGUAAGGAAAGAACUGACUUCCUCUGGUGGACCUACAAAAUUUGAGAUUUAUUUAGUGGCUCAGUUUGAUAAUCACAACUCUCAGGUCUGGCGAGUAAGCUGGAAUAUAACGGGUACAGUGCUCGCCUCAUCUGGGGAUGAUGGGUGUGUAAGAUUAUGGAAAGCCAACUACAUGGACAAUUGGAAAUGCACUGGUAUUUUGAAAGGUAAUGGGAGCCCAGUCAGUGGGAGCUCUUCUCAACUGGGAAACUCAAAUACUUCUUUAGGUUCAAACAAUCCAAACCUACAGAAUUCCCUAAAUGGAUCAUCUGCUGGCAGGUAUUUCUUUCCCCCUCUGGAUCCCCCAAGGGCUGGAUCGAGGUGGUCCAGUUAUGCCCAGCUCCUUCCUCCUCCUCCUCCUCCUCUUCCUCCUCCUUCUCUGAUAGAGCAGUCUUGCGAUGCUGACACUGCCAACUUCCAGUAUCCUCACCCUCGCAGACGAUAUCUCUCUCAGCCUCUCAAUCCCUUACCUGAGAAUGAAGGGGUUUAAAAUACUUAUCUAAAAAUCCAAAAGGCCUUAUUCGGACGCUUGGAAAUGCUUCCAUUCCUUUCUGCUUUUUUUUAAAUUCAUUUUCUUCCAGAAGAUUUUUAACAUUCAGGUCUUUCUUGCAUGAGAGGCAAACCAAACCCAGCAUCUGGCGCCUUAAUAUGCUUGUGCUUGUGCAGCAAAGGAACAUUUGCUUCAUUGGUUGAUCCUCUUUGAUGAGAAAUGACGGCAUUAUCUGGGAAAGCCAUCCGACAUACCUGAUUUCAAAGUGCCUGGCCUGUACAUUUUUGUUUUGUACUAAAUUUGUCACGGUCUCGAGCGCCUCACGCUUUAAAUAUCAAAUUGGUUUAUAAGGCAAAGUAUCAUCUUCAAGUUCAACAUUCCUUUGGGAUGUCUUUUUAGGAACUGUUUUCAAAUUUGAAAGGUCAAUGUUGAAAUUGCUUUAAGUGGAAAAUAAACCAUUCCUGUGGAUAAUGCAGCAAAACGCUUUGGAGUAUUUGGUCUCUUUUUAAGUUGACACACAUUGCCUCAUAUAUAUUUUGCAUUUUAUAGUUUUUCCAAUAAUAAACUAUGUUUAAAAGAUAUGACUGUGCUUCGUAAAAAUGAAAUGUACCUUCCUGGAGUAUGUAGCUUUGACAGUCCAGUAAUAUUUAUGAAGCAGUGAGUGUUUUUCACCCAUUUUAGGGAUUGACGAGUAAUUUUUUAAAGGGAUUAAAAUGGAUUUAACCACAACACUGAUAAUGGAGUUUUGCAAAUCAGUAUCAAAAUAUUUUAGGCACUUUCUAAAUUCCCUAAAAAUGUUAUCUUGCAGUUGUAAGAAU
Molecule: messenger RNA, 2106 nt
Organism: Tachyglossus aculeatus (Australian echidna)
Lineage: Eukaryota; Metazoa; Chordata; Mammalia; Monotremata; Tachyglossidae
Gene: SEH1L
Product: SEH1 like nucleoporin
Exons: 9
Coding region: 5-1288 (427 amino acids)
Biological process (GO): cellular response to amino acid starvation; positive regulation of TORC1 signaling
Cellular component (GO): Seh1-associated complex; nuclear pore outer ring
Molecular function (GO): protein binding; structural molecule activity
Source: RefSeq, a predicted model, not a curated record